Messenger RNA from Moneuplotes crassus, 1345 nucleotides. The record is from the annotation of a GenBank genome assembly. NCBI's taxonomy places the organism in Eukaryota, Ciliophora, Spirotrichea, Euplotida, Euplotidae.
UACAGAUUAUGGAAGCGAUACUAAAGAGAAUACAUAAGAAGAGGGCUAGGAAUCUCUCCACCAACCCUUCUAGUCACUCUGUAGUGGCAAAAGGACAUUCGUUGGCUUUUUCAAAAUCCCAAUCAGGCCUACAAGAAACCAAAGUAACUAAACGAAUGCUAAAGAACGCUCUCAGCCGGAACCAGAGCAUCAGCAUUGCUGACAAGCUAGCAAUAGUAAAGAAUUACGAACAGAUGAAGAACGCUAACAGCUCUCAGCUAGAAAGUACUCUGAAGAAAUUGAGCACACAGUUGGAUGUGACGAAGGACAAUAAUACUCUAUGGCUUAAGAACAAAGUGAAAUGCCAGCCUAAGGUUCUCAAACUAAAGCCAAAAUCAAAGUUAAAGAAAGACGACUCGCUCCACUAUAAGCCUACUAAUAUAUCCAAGUUCAAAGUCUUGAAGAAAAGAAAUACUAAAAAUGCUCCAGACUCUUGAACAAUUCUACCAAAUGUCCAAAGUCUGCUCCUUCCUUCCCUGUCAAAUAGCCAUACAAGUAAAGAAAACUCUGUUAGUUCAAGUUUUAACAAGGAUAUCAGUGACACCUCCAGCAUUCGGGAUGAGGAGCAUAAGAAACUAAGCGUCAGGACUGAAGGGAAUAAGUUACUCCCUUUAGCAAAAAAGGCUAAUGACGGAAUGAAGUCGCUAUUUUCUAAAUAAGUUCUCACGUAAUCAGAGCAUUGAUCAUUCAGAGUCUUCAGAGGAUGACUCUGAGAGGCCUGAAGAAGCUCAGUUUAAAUUACCUACUUGGAUGACUUUGAACAAAAAUUCUAAAGACAGAGCUCAUCGAAGAUCUUGGAUUAAUAAUAUUAAUCUAUACAAAGAAACAGCACUGGGUAAAGAUGAAUGCAAGAUGAAUAAAACUCUGGACAACAAAUCUGCUAAGGAGGGAUACUGUGCAGGUACUAAUUUCUUAAAUCAGGCAAUAACAAGAGGAGAAGAAGUGGUCCAAAAGUAUCAAAAUAGGGUAAAUUCUCAAGCAAGGAUUGAUCUUGGACCUUCUUUCAACAAAGAUACUUGAAACAAGAAAUCAAGAAACCAAAACCAGACCAAUGAGCCAGGAAGUGAACUGGUUAAUCUAGAUGCUAAGCCAAUAAUCAAUCGGUCAAGAGGAAUUAUGGACAAAUUACGCUAUUUUAGUCAAAAUAAAAACAAUAAGUCUAAAGUAAAAUAAGAGCUUGGAUGCUCUUCUCCAAGUAGGUUAUGUCCACAAUUAGUGGCUAUCAUACUUGAGUAGAUAUCUACCUCGGCUUGAAAAUUAACAGUCUACUGUUAAAGCAGUUUAUAAUCUUUCUGAAGAAUUCAUU